Messenger RNA from Symsagittifera roscoffensis, 1811 nucleotides. RefSeq names its product NAD kinase 2, mitochondrial-like. Gene Ontology annotation, cellular component: mitochondrion. Gene Ontology annotation, molecular function: NAD+ kinase activity. Lineage: Eukaryota; Metazoa; Xenacoelomorpha; Acoela; Convolutidae. The record is from RefSeq and is a predicted model, not a curated record. Gene Ontology annotation, biological process: NAD+ metabolic process. The transcript has 9 exons. The coding region runs from base 148 to 1524 and encodes 458 amino acids.
UUAAAAGUAACCUGAAAGUUUUUGAAAGUUAUUGUUGGUCAAUGAUUCGAGGUUAAUUCUUCAUUUACAAAAGCAGAUUACACUUUCCAACAUGAAUCCAGAUUCAGCGAAAAACGCUGAGUUGAAACAUGUGAAGUUAUAAUAUUGAUGACUGCGUUCAAAUGCUCAGCAAGAUCUCAUUCAUACUUGAAACAUGCUAGGACUGUUUUGCCGAAGCGUGAUUCAGCUGCAAACCUCAUCUGCCAACGAAACUCAAGCAACAGCGGUGCUGUUCCAGGAUCCAAAGAUGGUGGAGUGGAUUUGUCGAAGCCUCUGAUCGUUUCGAAGUACACUCGACUGGAGUUUGAGCAGAAGAGGUGGGGCAUCAGAGGCAGUGAGUUGAAGCAGUUCCUGCAGCUUCAGGGAUCCAGUUACGACAACCUGAUAGACAAACACAAGCAGCACUAUUCGGUGCUACAAAAAGUGGAACAAACUCUCAAAGAUUUGGGAGCUGAUGGGACGACAGUGCAGCGGGAGGAUUACACGGAAGACCUCAUAGCCAACUCCUCAGUCAUAAUUUCAGUAGGAGGCGACGGGACCUUUCUACAGGCAGCCUCCAAGAUAACCUCCCGAGACAAGGCGUUGAUUGGGGUGAACAGUGACAAGAACAAGUCUUUGGGAAUUCUGUGUCUGCCGAGUAAAUUCACGGACAGCUGUGCAGAUGGGUUCAAACAAUUAAUGCAGGGCAAAUUCAAAUGGCUCUUCAGGAACAGAAUCAGGCUGACGAUAGACAGCAACGGGAGCAUGCCUUCUGCCAUCUCGCUCUCUGAUGAGCAGAUGAAAUUCUACGACCACCUCAGUGACCUCAGAAACAGCAGCCUCAUCAUCUCAUCUGCCUAUUCUGUUGCCCAAAACCACACCCACCCAUCAUCACAACAUGCCACUACAGAUCACAAGAGAUCGAAUAGGACUACCCUGCCAAUCAGGGCACUCAAUGAAGUCUACAUUGGGGAGUACGUGGCUUCGGGUACUUCCUACUUCGAGAUGCAAGUCAACCAGGAACCAAUCAACAAACACAAGUCAUCAGGUCUUAUUGUGUGCACUGGAACUGGAUCUCAGGCUUGGUUCUCCUCUCACAGAAACCUGAGCACAGAACAGGUGUCCAAAGUACUCAAAAUUUCCUCUCGCUACCUGAAAAAUAUUCCACAAUCAGAACAGCUGCUCACUUCGUUGGAUGAAGCACAGCUGACGGAAAUCAGCGAGGCUUAUUUGAGGGAGUUUGUUCACAUGGAUCCCUGCAGUAGCAAAAUGAUGUUCUCCGUUAAAGACCCGCUUCACAAUCAGGUGUUCCGCAGACCCCUGGGUUCCCUCUCGCAUCCAUUCCGAGAACAAGGAGUGGCAGACACCCUCAACGUCCAUUCUAGACUGUGGGAUGGCUGCGUGAUUCUAGACGGCAACUGGGCCUACGGAUUCGACACGGGUGCCUGGAUAUCCCUCGAAAUACUGGACGAAGAUGCUCUGAAAACUGUGCAAUUGAUCGACUGAUAAUAAUUGUAAAAAACGAGUCUUACGAACGAGAAGAGGAUCGGAAAGUAGCUUAUCCAAAAUUGAUGUGCAAUUGAUCUAAGGUUGAAAAUGACUUUUUUGAUUGAACUUAAUUUGCUCAUGAGUUUUUUCAUUUACAAAUGAUUUCAGAUAUGAAUUGAUUCUCAAGCAGUAUGCCCUGUUCAGUUUUAUAAUUAGUGCCAAAUUGUUGCCAAAAUCCUUUCCGGUCAACCAAUCUGAACAAAAACUGCUCUUCGUGAAACCUUUUUUAAAUCAUUUCAGCACGC